AAAAGGCUGGCGGUGCUGCAGGCCCUUGGGUGCUCCUGGUUGACUGCCCGGUCACAAACCAGUAGAUGCGUGGACGCCCUGCGGGGUCCAGGAAGGAGCUCGCUGCCAGAGCGUGUCUCCCUGCCGGAAGGAAGAGGGGACAAGACCCAGCAUGACACCUUCACUGGCCUUCCAGGUGUCGUAGACUGACAGGUGGUGGAGAAGGAACCUGGAGCUGGGAUCCACAACUGUUUAUGAAGCAUCGGGUUUUGUGACAGAAGUUCCAAGGUCGGUGGCAUCUUAAAUGGCUCGACUCCCAGCUGGCAUCCGCUUCAUCGUCUCUUUCUCCAGGGAUCAGUGGUACCGAGCGUUCAUUUUCAUCCUGACAUUUUUGCUGUAUGCAAGCUUCCACUUAUCUAGAAAGCCCAUCAGCAUCGUUAAGGGUGAGCUGCACAAGCAGUGCACGUCUGGAGACGAGGCUGAGCCCAGACUCAGCAGCCAGAGCAACAGUGAAGCUCAAGGGUCCCCUCGCCAGCUCCUGGACAACGAGACAGACUGUGGCUGGGCCCCCUUCGAUAAGAACAACUACCAGCAGUUGCUUGGGGCCCUGGAUUACUCUUUCCUAUGUGCCUACGCCAUCGGGAUGUACCUGAGCGGUAUCAUAGGGGAACGCCUGCCGAUCAGAUAUUACCUAACUUUUGGAAUGCUCGCCAGCGGAGCCUUCACUGCCCUAUUUGGAUUAGGGUAUUUCUACAACAUCCACAGCUUGGGGUUCUACGUGGUGACUCAGAUCAUCAAUGGACUGGUGCAGACCACCGGCUGGCCCAGUGUUGUCACCUGCCUUGGCAACUGGUUUGGAAAAGGAAGGCGAGGUCUGAUUAUGGGGGUCUGGAACUCCCACACCUCCGUGGGCAACAUUCUGGGGUCCUUGAUUGCUGGCUACUGGGUGUCCACGUGCUGGGGCCUGUCCUUCAUUGUGCCUGGGGCCAUCGUGGCAGCUAUGGGGAUAGUGUGUUUCCUCUUUCUCAUCGAACAUCCAAAGGACAUCAGGUGCUCCACCACCCUGUCCACGCUUUCAAAAGGCUAUGAGAACGGUACAAACAGAUUUAGAAUACAGAAGCAAAUCUUACACAGCGAAAAGAACAGGCCUCUGGACCCCGAGAUGCAGUGCCUGCUGCUGUCAGAUGGGAAGAAUGCUCUCCACCCGAGCCACGUCGUCGUCCUCCCCCCGGGUGAUGGAGGGAGCAGCACAGCUGCCAUCAGCUUCACAGGGGCCUUGAGGAUCCCGGGGGUGAUGGAGUUCUCUCUGUGCUUGCUGUUCGCUAAGUUGGUCAGCUACACAUUCCUCUUCUGGCUCCCACUGUACAUCACCAGCGUAGAUCACCUCGAUGCCCAGAAAGCAGGGGAGCUCUCCACCCUGUUCGAUGUGGGCGGAAUCUUUGGUGGAAUCCUGGCAGGUGUGAUCUCUGACCGGCUGGAGAAACGGGCCUCCACCUGUGGCCUCAUGCUGCUGCUUGCGGCCCCCACGCUCUACGUCUUCUCCUCCGUUAGCAAGAUGGGCCUGGAAGCCACUGUAGCCAUGCUGCUCCUGAGUGGGGCCCUGGUCAGCGGGCCCUACGCACUGAUCACCACCGCUGUCUCCGCAGACCUGGGGACUCAUAAAAGUCUGAAGGGAAACUCCCACGCCCUGUCCACUGUGACAGCCAUCAUCGACGGGACCGGGUCUGUAGGAGCGGCCCUGGGCCCCCUCCUGGCGGGUCUCAUCUCUCCCUCUGGAUGGACCAAUGUGUUCUACAUGCUGAUGGUUGCCGACGCCUGUGCCUUACUGUUCCUGAUCCGCCUCAUACACAAGGAGCUGAGCUGUCCUGGGCCAGUAACGGGGAACCAAGCACCGUUGAAGGAACACUGACCACUGAGCCCUGUAGAGGGACCAGCCUGUCCUCCACAAACUGUCUUUUGAGAAGAAGCUAAAAUAAAGGAUCCUGUCGUGAAAAGAAUGACCUGCCCUUGCCUUUUGCACACACAUCUGGAGAAGACACAGAAGCCAACUUGAGGCUUCUUGGUACCAUUUAGACUGUGGAGCUCAACACAGGAGUGCCGUGUCUGCAGGGCUGCCGUGUCCACUGCCUUAAGUGAGCCCGAGACCAGUGGCCUGCCAGCCUCGGCCUGCAGAUGCCUGACCAC
This is a messenger RNA of Castor canadensis (American beaver), 2163 nucleotides long. It is a transcript of the gene Slc37a1, whose product is annotated as solute carrier family 37 member 1. Gene Ontology annotation, biological process: phosphate ion transmembrane transport; glucose-6-phosphate transport. Lineage: Eukaryota; Metazoa; Chordata; Mammalia; Rodentia; Castoridae. Gene Ontology annotation, cellular component: endoplasmic reticulum membrane. The record is from RefSeq and is a predicted model, not a curated record. Gene Ontology annotation, molecular function: glucose 6-phosphate:phosphate antiporter activity.